Dichotomopilus funicola is the source of this 2895-nucleotide messenger RNA. Its product is annotated as GC-rich sequence DNA-binding factor-like protein-domain-containing protein. Gene Ontology annotation, molecular function: nucleic acid binding. The transcript has a single exon. Gene Ontology annotation, biological process: spliceosomal complex disassembly. NCBI's taxonomy places the organism in Eukaryota, Fungi, Ascomycota, Sordariomycetes, Sordariales, Chaetomiaceae. The record is from RefSeq and is a predicted model, not a curated record. Gene Ontology annotation, cellular component: U2-type post-mRNA release spliceosomal complex. The coding region runs from base 1 to 2895 and encodes 964 amino acids.
AUGGCGCGCCUAGACGAGAUGCGGUUCGACCCGUCGCGCCUCAACAAAGCGAGCGCAGCCGACUACUCGUCCUCAGAAUCCGACGCCGAGGCCGACGAUGAAUACCUCAUGCCUUCGCGCAACCCGCACGACAGUGAAUUCGCCGACCACAACCCCCGCAAACGGCGGCGCACCGGCCGAAAUGCCAAAGAAGAUGCGGCGUUGGGGAUAUUUGGAUCUGAGAGCGAGGAUGAAGGGCCGAGCCGGAAGUGGAAACACAAGAGCUUGCGGAAUAAGGGGGUUAGUUUUGUUUCUUCGGCGACUGCGAAAGUUGAUUCGGAUGAAGAUGAAGGUAGUGGCAGUGAAGAGGAGGAUGAGGAGUACGACGAGUCGAACCCCGGCGCGGUAGCCGCUGCCGUGGAAGAAGAGGAAGAGGAGGAUGAAGAUGAACAGAUGGGAGGUGUGGGAUUGGGGUUUGGUGGCGGGAGUGCUGCUGCUGCUGUAGGGCAAGGUCUGGGCUGGACACCAUCGACUCAGCAAGGGUUGCCGUCAAAACGAACGAAUCCACCGCCGAAAUCAUUUGUCAAAUCCAAGAUCGACAGUGCCAACCCCUUAGGAAAUGGCUUUAUACCAAUGUCGGAGCGGGGCCCGACGCUGCUGGUGAAGGAGGAAGAACCGGCUGCACCACGCGCCGCCAUGCCGAGCGCAUUUGGGCAAACUAAGAAGGGCGGGACAAAAAUCAACCCCAAAUCCUUUGGUGCUCGGAUGAUGGCUAAGAUGGGGUAUGUUGAUGGCAAGGGCCUCGGGAAAGAAGGCCAGGGUCGGAACGUCAUUAUUGAAGCCAAUCUCCGGCCUCAGGGUAUUGGUUUGGGAGCCGUGAAGGAGAAGUCGCAGCAGGAGAGGCAGGAAGAGAAGCGACAAGCGCGUCUCCGCGGGGAGGAGGUGGUUGAUUCGGAAGAGGAAGAGAAGAAGAGGAAGAAGGCUGCACGGAAGAAGAAAAUGUUGACCGGGGGCGUUUCCAGCGGUGCUGGUAGUGGUUCCAGUACUCCAAGGCGCCAAAAGCCCAAGUACUUGACGAUGGAUGAGAUCAAGAAGGCGGCGCCCGGUCUCGAUAUUCCCGAUGCCUUUACGCCUAUUCUUGAUAUGACUGGGCCGGGAAAGAAAAUGCUGACUUCGUCGUCCGGGCUCAUGACUCCAACGGGGGGUGUAGCCUCGGCCGAGUCUGUUGAGGCCGUGGAGAACCAAAAACUUGUCAAACGCGCCCAGAAUGACUUUAUGGCGAUUCUUGAGGAAUGGCAAAACCUGCAAGAACGCAAAGCGUACCUGGAGUUGCAGUUAAAGCAGGAACAACAAGAGAUGGAAGAGCUCUCAGCGAGUCUGCAAGGGAACAUGUCCAUCACCACAGCAUGCGAUACGGCGUCCAAGCCAACUGAAAGCGGCGAACUGGACAGAAAGGCCGAUAUCAGUUACAAGCUACACCAUGUGAUUGCUGGGCUUGAGACAGCCAGCAACUCCUUGUCCGACUCAAUGCUGCCUCAGAUCAAGGACGAACUGUCCUCGUUGGCCGUUGCAGCUAUCCACCCCCUGUUUAACCAAUACCGCCAGCUCUGGGAGCCGCUCGAGGAGCCCAAACCCACCUUUGUGGACGGCCUCAAUUCCAUCCGCAACCUCCUAAAUCUCGACCACCAACACAAGAAGACCCACAGGAAACCAACCGCCACCCCUUACGAAACCAUGAUGUACGAACUCUGGCUUCGUACGCUCGCCGCGACAGUCCGGGAAUGGAAUGUCCGCGACUCAGACCAGCUGAUUGCCGUCCUCGACGGCUGGGCCCCGAUCCUCCCCGCAUUUGUCCGCGCCCAACUCCUCAACGACAUCAUCCGCAAGCUGGAAGAAGCCCUCCAGAAAUGGCAACCCCGCAAACACACGCACAACCUCCCCCACCGCUGGAUUUUCCCCUGGCUGCCCUAUCUCCCAGCCGUCCACCUCGAUCCCAAAAGUUCCACAGGCCUUGUCGCCGACGUCCGCCGCAAGUUCCGCCAGCUGAUCGACUCCUGGGAUUACAAGCGCGGCGUCAUCCCAGGCCUGAAGCAGUGGAAGGACGUGCUCGCCCGCCGUACCUCCACCCCCGACAGCUCCCAUGCCCGCGGCAGUGACCAAUGGACACCCCUCGUACUCAACCACCUUCUCCCCAGCCUGGCUCGCUAUCUCCGCGCCCACUUCCGCGUCGAGCCCCAAGACCAGGCCCCUUACAUGGACAUCCUCGAUCACGUACUCGAAUGGCAGUCUGUCGUGCGGCCCCUCGAGCUCGGGGAGGUGCUUGUCGCCGAAGUCUUCCCGCCCUGGCAUGCCGCGCUGUAUCGCUGGCUGUGCCUGCCUGAGGCGGACUACAACGAGAUUGGCGCGUGGUUUACGUGGUGGCAGGAUGAAGCGUUGCCGGCUGAGAUACGUGGCCUACCAGCGGUGGCCGCGGAGUUUGAGAAGGGCGGGGCUAUGAUUGAGCGUGCGCUGGAUUUGGGUGAGAGGGCCGCGGCUGAGUUGGAGCCGCCUGAAGACGGGCCCGCGUUGAAGACUCGAAGCAAACUGGAUCCUGCCGCUGCUGCUGCUGCUGCAGCAUCGGAAAUACUACCGGUUCCGGCCCCGGGCACGAGCCAGAAGACGGCUGGGGAAGCGACAUUCCGCGAGGUGAUUGAGGUGUGGUGCCAGGAGCAUGAUAUGCAGUUCAUGCCGGAGCGGGAAAGACUACAUGCUGAAGGCCCGAUGUUUCGGAUCUCUGCGGUGGAAGGUGGGAAGAAGGGUGUGUUGGUGUAUUUUAAGGGGAACAGUCUGUUUGCUCUGGCCAAGGAGGGCAAGCCGGUGGAGAUUCGGCGGGAAAACGAGGAGGAUUGGGGGACAUUGUUGGACUUGGUGCUGUAG